UAACUCCUAAGCAGGCAAGCUGUCGAUAAACGAUAUCGGAUAAUACGUAAACAAUAAAAGAAGGUACCUACCGGACUUUUAAAACUGCAAUAUACUAUAUCGUCGUUGUAAUGGGAAGAACGCGUCGCAGAAGAAAACUCAAAAGAACUAAUUGUUUUGAGACUUGCAAUUAUAGUUCUGAUUUGAUUAUGUUAAACUCUUGGCUAUCCAAAAGUGGAAUUCAAAGAAGCAAAAAGUUAGUCCUUAAAAUUUUUUCUGAUUGCAAUCGUGGUGUAUUAACAAAAAAAAGGAUCAGAGCUGGAGAUGAACUACUAAGUCUACCACUAAAUUUGACUAUUAAUGUAACAACUCUGCUUAUGGAUGAAGAAUUUUGUGCAAUAUUUUUAGACAGCAAUAUCCUAUCGCAGCUGAGAUACAAACAAGCUAUUUCAUUCCAAUGUCUAUUAGCAUUCUAUUUGCUGUUUUUAAAAGUGCAAGGCAAUCAUUCAAAAUGGUACUUAUACAUGCAGAGUUUACCAAAAAAUUAUACAGUGCCAUAUUUUUUAACAAAUGAAAUAAAGAAGUUUCUAGACCCUAAUAUAUUGUGUGUAAUAGAAAAACAACAACAUAUUAUUAAUUCUGCUUAUAAUCUUCUUAAUGAUUUAUUGAAUAUAGCAAUUAUAAAAAAUGAAUAUAAAAGUGUGCAUCUGUUUAAAAGCACCUUCAAUAAAUCUGAUUUUGAAUGGGCAUACUUUACUGUUAAUACAAGGUGUGUCUUUAUGGAUUUGACUAACCUUUUGAACUUGACACAUAUGCAAAAUACAAUAUUAAGUAUUAUUAAUGAUAAUACAAAGAUAUCUUUGUGUCCAUUUUUAGACAUGAUUAAUCAUAGUGCUUAUGCUAAAAAUGAAACUAAACUUAUUGUCAACAAGGAGUUAAACAAUUUACCUAUAGUACAUUUAAAAGAGAACCUGUUCUCAAAGGUUAACUUCUCAAUUUAUACUAAAACUACUUUUGAGGCAUACUCUCAAGUUUUUAUUUGUUAUGGAGAUAGCUACAACUUAAAACUUAUUACUGAAUAUGGUUUUUACAUUGCAUCCAACAACUUGGAUUAUGUUUCUAUUGAAUAUGAAGAAAUAGUUGCAUUUCUUAAUUCUAUUAAAAAGAAAGUUUCUCAAGAGCAAUAUAAGUGUAUUUUGAGGCAUGGACUUGACAAGGACUUAUAUAUUGACAUCAAAGGAAUGAGCUUUAACUUGUAUGGAUUGCUUGUAGUUAUUAAAUAUUUUUACAGAAAGGAUGUUGAUGUUAGCCAGUUAUUGUACUCUGCAGCUAUCUGCUCCUAUGAUAGGGAAUUGUUUGAUCUUAUUAAACCUAUUCUUAUAAAAAAACUAAUAGACACUGAAUAUAAUGUCAGUCAAUUACAAAAAUUUGAUAAAUGUGUAGCCCUCUAUAACUGUAUUGUACUUAUGUCUCACCAAAUUAAGAUUUUAAAGAAAUUUUGCAAAUAUUAAUGUCAGUUUGUACUUUAUAAAAAUAGCAAAAAGUCAUAGACAAACAAAACUGUUUAAGAGUAAAACCAUUGUGUAAUAGUGAAUAAAAGAACGACAUAUUGUAAAUAUAAAUGUUUUAAUCCCAUAAUCAGUUAAAGCAGUAAAUCACAGUCAAGUAAUUUUAUUUUCAUUAUAAACGAUUUUGCUACAGAUAUAACAAUUUUAAAGGUAUUAAUUAAAAAUUAUACAUUGUAACCAUCUAUUAUAAUAAUUAAAAUCAAAGACGUCAUUGACAUAGGAAUUUACAACAAACAGUCAACAACCAAUUAUCAUGAAAAAUUAUAUGAAA
Pieris brassicae (large cabbage white) is the source of this 1818-nucleotide messenger RNA. RefSeq names its product SET domain-containing protein 4. The transcript has a single exon. The record is from RefSeq and is a predicted model, not a curated record. Bases 111 to 1490 code for a protein of 459 amino acids. Lineage: Eukaryota; Metazoa; Arthropoda; Insecta; Lepidoptera; Pieridae. Gene Ontology annotation, molecular function: histone H3K36 methyltransferase activity; transcription coactivator activity; protein binding. Gene Ontology annotation, biological process: peptidyl-lysine dimethylation; positive regulation of transcription by RNA polymerase II; peptidyl-lysine trimethylation.